GCAAGCUGAUAAUCGCCAAAUCGGUGUGCCAAAAGAAAUUCGCUACAGUGAAUUGCCAACCAAUCGAGCAGUCCAAGACCUGCGCGCAAUCUAAUCGCACAAGAGACCCACUUUUGCUCCAUACGAAUUUAGCGCGAACACAGAGCGCACACGAAACGAUGGAAUUGAUUUUAGUUUUCCUACUCGCAGCGACGAUCAUAUCUCCUUCGGGUGCAGUUGUCCAACCCAAUGCCGAGGAAAUUCGUAUACUUUCCGAUUGUCUUCAAAGUUAUGGCGGCAUAACGGAGGAGAACUCGAAGCGUUUGGGACGUUUUAAGGACUGGUCGGAAACGUAUGAAGAGAUACCAUGCUUUACAAAGUGCUACAUCAAGAAUAUGUUUAAUAUGUUCGAAGAGUCUGUGGGAUUCAACGAUGAGCAGGUGAUCAAGCAGUUCGGCCAGCCGCUUCACAAGGCAUGCAAACAUCGCAUGGAACCUGCGGCAGAUAGUUGUCAGCAGGCCUAUAAUGGAUUCCAUUGCCUCGUCAAUUUGGAGGAUGACCCUUUCGUGAUAAUCGAGAGCAUGAAAAAUGUCAGCAUCGAGGCGAAAACCGCCAUGAAGGACUGUCUGCAUCGCUUUGAUCAGUACGAAUGGGAGCGCAUCAAAGAUUACUCAAAAAAUCCGGUGCGCGAACCCAUCCCCUGCUUCACCAAAUGCUUCAUCGAUCGCUUGCAACUUUAUAGCCAACAAACUCGCCAGUGGAACAUACCGGCGCUGACGUCCAAGUUGGGUGUGCCUGCCACUGGAGCAAAUAUACAACACUGUCUGAAGCAGAGGCGCAACCGCAAUGCCUGUGUUAGCAGCGCAGCGACAACAAAGGCGGCGGAACAAGACGUCGAUUCCGAUACAGAGAUAUUACGAAAAUGUUUACGCGAAGUCGGCAGCAAAGAUUUGGUCGGUGAGCUACAAAAGGUUGCACGCUACUCGAAAUGGACAUCAGAGGAGGUGCCCUGUUUUACACGUUGUCUCGCUUCCAUGAAGCACUGGUUCGAUGCGGACGAAAGCAAGUGGAACAAACAGCAGAUCGCCGAUGACCUGGGUGCCGAUAUGUACAACUACUGCCGCUAUGAGCUUGAUCGCUACAAUGAGGAUAGUUGCGAGUUCGCAUACACUGGCUUGCGCUGCUUGAAACAGGCGGAGCUCUAUACUCUGGAAACUUACAAGAACAUUGUGAGUUGCGCCAGCGAGUUAAAUGUCACCAUGAAGGAACUACAAAAGUACGCCGCUUUUCCGAGCAAGGAAGUUGUGCCCUGCCUCUUUCAAUGUCUGGCAGAGAAGAUGAGUUUCUACACGCCAACUUAUGAGUGGAAUUUCGAUAACUGGGUCCAGGCGUUCGGACCGAUGCGCCAGGAUCGUACGGCUUCAAAUGUCUGCAAAGUGAGUGCUGAGCAAAUGAAGACGCGCGACAAGUGCGAAUGGAUGUACGAGGAGUAUAACUGUUUGGAACGCUUGAACUACAACACAGACGGUUCUUAUCCAUUGGAAAGCACGACACUGAGUGCCGUUAUCACACGUAAAACGGCAGCGGCAGUCGAAGACAAGACAAAAGCCUCCUAAUAUAGUGGAUUAAAUUAAGGAGAUGCACAUAACUGUAUUCAAACAACAAACAUUCAUUUUAUAUGUACAACCAGCGCUUUUUCAGCGAGUCCCAUUUUAUUUUUUAAUUUAACUUCAUCUUCUUUAACAUACAAAUAACGUGCAGCUCAAGAAAAUAAACGGUAAUUCUUACAUUUA
Bactrocera tryoni is the source of this 1772-nucleotide messenger RNA. RefSeq lists its product as uncharacterized. Lineage: Eukaryota; Metazoa; Arthropoda; Insecta; Diptera; Tephritidae. Gene Ontology annotation, molecular function: odorant binding. Bases 159 to 1595 code for a protein of 478 amino acids. The transcript is spliced from 5 exons. Gene Ontology annotation, biological process: sensory perception of smell. The record is from RefSeq and is a predicted model, not a curated record.